Messenger RNA from Acipenser ruthenus (sterlet), 1374 nucleotides. RefSeq names its product protein FAM136A-like. The coding region runs from base 499 to 915 and encodes 138 amino acids. The transcript is spliced from 3 exons. Gene Ontology annotation, cellular component: cytoplasm. The record is from RefSeq and is a predicted model, not a curated record. NCBI's taxonomy places the organism in Eukaryota, Metazoa, Chordata, Actinopteri, Acipenseriformes, Acipenseridae.
CUAUGGUCCCGGGGAGACGGAAGUAGUGUACCGUGCGAGUCCACGCCGGGACAGAGGGAGGGUCGAGAUUAAGAAGCAGAGAGGGUCACCUUUAAACGAGACUGUCCUCGCUACGAGUUACAGGAGUGACGGAACGUGUCAUUGCUGUUGUGAUAAACAGUCGGAACUUUAUACAGAAGAAAACGGGCCCGAACUCUGAAACCGCAAGCCAGCUCACAGUAUUCAAAUUUCACCGCUUCGGAAAAAAAUAAAUGCACACAUAACAAAUUAAAUAAUGUUAAAAAGCAACAUUUAAAUUGGUUAACGUUUUUGUGCAUUCGUAACUUUAUAUAAGUUCGGAAAUUCCGAUUCGAUUAAUUCUCGUUCCUGAGGAGCGUGGCGGUUCAGUUCAGUAGUGUACAGUAAGGUUCGGUCGCUGUUCCACGCAACUCUGCUCUGCUGCUGUCCAGUCCUGUUCUGUUCUGUUCUCUGGCCCGGUUCGGCAGAAUUCUCUUCAGCAUGGCAGAGGCGCAGCAGGCUCGGGUCCAGUCUGCCGUGGAAAGCAUGGUUCAGGAUUUGGAACUGAACCACAUCCGCAAGAUGCAGGCGCGCAUGUUCCACUGCAGCGCUGAUUGCUGCGAGCGGCCGGGAGCCUCCAUGCAGCAGGUGCACCAGUGCAUGGAGCGCUGCCACACCCCGCUAGCGCAGGCCCAGGGUGUGGUGACGGGGGAGCUGGAGCGCUUCCAGGACCGGCUGGCUCGCUGCACCAUGCACUGCAACGACAAGGCGAAGGACUCGUUUGACUCGGGUUCAAAGGAGCCGGUGGUGAGAGCUCAGCUGGAGCGCUGUGUCUCUGCCUGCGUGGAUGAACACCUCAACCUGCUGCCCAGCAUGACCCGCAAACUGAGAGACACGCUGGACUCCAUCGGCAAAUAGAGCCAGAACCAGAACCGAUCAGCAGGACCGCACUGAGCACCAGGGCCCGCCGGACUCCUCUAACAAAACCACAAACUGAGGGACUAGAGAUAGCUGCAGCAGCGCUGUACAAUGAGGGCAGGGCUGCUGCGGGCAGGCAGUCAUCACGGCUCUGUUAGGGGUUUAAUGGUUCCUGAUGGUUUUGCUGCCUCUGCCUCCUCUCCAGACUCUGUACCUCAGUGCUGUUACAGUCUGGGGAAACGGAAGCACCUGCCAACUGAGUGCCUGCUAGCACCCCCUCGAUCAGGAUUUGUCAAACUUUCUGACAUUAGCUAUAACAGUAAUAUGAGUGUGUGUUGCAUGUGGCAGGUGUUUUUUACACUGUGAGUGCGUUCGUCUUGUCAGCGAUGCGGUUUCUUCUCAUUUAUGGAAUUCAAUGAGUUUUGUAAUAAAAUAAAAUCAAUAUCUGUGAAACUGAAA